AGCUAGCUGGGCUGGUCCGUGAACGCACCUCCCUCUUCCUGAGUGGCUUUUCUACUUGUUGUCGCUCACUGAGGAGGAGCUGCUGCUGUGAGAGUCUGAUCAGCCUCAGGUUCAGGACCUCCACUGACUGUCUCAUAGGGAGGACUUACACACAAGUCACACUUUGACUCGUUUGCGUAACUUGGACCAGAGAGUGGGACAAACACCAGCACCGUUUCCCACGGACUAAUCUCCCCAAGAGAGGGCGGGGGUUGGCUGUUUCUUUCUUUUUCUGGAAGGGGUACCACUCGUUCACACACACACACACACACACACACACACACCCCUCCUCAGCAGCAUCCUGAGCAGCUCUUGGAGUCAUUUCCACUUUAAACAGCAGCAGUGUGAAGGCGACUGAAGCCAGUUACUGUAAGAUGCCGAGCAAAAGCCAGAAGUAUCUGCGCCCCCGGCUGUGCACGCUGGAUAAGGGCGACAACGGCUACGGCUUCCACCUCCAUGGGGAGAAAGGUAAGACCGGUCAGUUCAUCCGGUUAGUGGAGCCCGACAGCCCGGCGGAGACCUCGGGGCUGCGCGCCGGAGACCGGCUGGUGUUCGUGAACGGAGACGACGUGGAGAACGAGAGCCACCAGCAGGUCGUGGGCCGGAUACGAGUCACCGCGGGCCGCCUGGAGCUCGUCGUGGUGGACCCGGACACCGAGCAGCUGCUGAAGAAACACAACAUGAAGUGUCUGAGGGAGUAUGUCUCUGACGGGGUCCCGUUACCCUUCGAUGAAGAGGAGGAGGAGGAGGAGGAGGAGGUGGAGGUGGUGGUGGACGGGACAGUAAACGGGGAUGAGAGGCACGCCAAAGCGCAGGAGGUGGAGGAGAUAGAGGAAGAGAGAGAGGAGAGGGAUGGGACACCCAGGGAGUCCACGCCGGUCCCGGAGAGUAACGGAGAAAUCCACGUGCACGUCGACAAAAAGCUGAGCAUGAACUCUGAGAAGGAGGUGUUGAGCGCUGAACUGCGGCCACGUCUCUGUGUGAUCCAGCGAGGGCAGAACGGAUAUGGCUUCAACCUGCACAGCGAGCGGGCGCGGCCAGGCCAGUACAUCAGAGCUGUGGAUGAAGACUCUCCAGCAGAGAGGGCAGGCCUGCUGCCCAAGGACAGGAUAGUACAGGUGAACGGUCAGUCAGUAGACGGGAAGACACAUUCAGAAGUGGUGGCCGUCAUUAAAGCCGGCGGGAAUGAGGCACGUCUGCUGGUGGUGGACGCCGACACAGACGCUUUCUUUAAGAGGUGCAGAGUGACCCCCGCCUUGGACCAUGUCACCGGUCCGCUGCCUGAGCCUGUCAUUAAUGGAGGGAUGGAGGAGAAGGUGAAUGGCAGAGGGGCAAAAGAGACAGAGAGGGAUUCAAAGCUGUCCGUCAGUCCUUCUCCAUCCAACGCCUCGUCCAACACCUCGCUCACAACCCCGCCUGCCAACACCCCAUCUGAUGGUUUUAGCGCGGACGCCAUCCCAGCCCUCAACCUGUCGCUGCAGCAGGUCAAAGAGCGCGCCCACCAGAAACGCUCCAGCAAGAGAGCCCCGCCAAUGGACUGGACCAAGAAAAAUGAACUCUUCAGCAACCUAUAGAGCACCUCAGCUCAGCUCACCUCACACACACACACACAUACACUCACACACACAUUUUAUAGUGAUUCUUACAGAGAGACAUUUUUUUAUUAUCAUGACAUUAAAAGCGCAGUUUAACUAUUGGCAUCAGACAAAUCAAGCCGUUCUGUAAAAUAUAGUAUUCUUCUUCUUAUUACUCUUCAUGUUAUUAUAACCCAGAUAUUAUAUAUAAUGCGCUACUAACAAUGAGAGAUGAAUAUGCCAAUGAAAGAGAACUGGACCAUGUUGAAAAGGUGUGUUUGUGUGUGAGUGUGUGUGUGUGUGUGUGUGUGUGUGUCUGUGUGUGUGUGUGUGUGUGUGUGUGUGUGGACCCUGACAGUCCCUGCUGGUCAGAGUCUGGUGCCUGUGGAAACGAGGAGGAGUUUAUCGUUAUACUAAGUUUAAUGACCGUCCUCCUCCGUCUGCUUAGCUGACUUUUAAAAGUCUCUACUACCAUUUAAAACAUCAUAAUGUCUUCAACAACAGGAGUUAAACCAGCCCGACAAUCAGUUCAUCAUCAUAGAAAUCUAGUUUACAUUUGUAUUAGUUUGUAGGGAUCAAACAUCUGACUGAACAGUAAUGUUUUAUUUUCUGUAGAUUACAGUUUACGUUAAAGGUCUUAUUGAUAACAUUUUUCAUGAUUGUGAAUUAAUCAUUUUAAAAAUGUUGACAGGUCCAAAAUGAAUGUUUUGUUUAUCUCUGU
Sebastes umbrosus (honeycomb rockfish) is the source of this 2334-nucleotide messenger RNA. Its product is annotated as Na(+)/H(+) exchange regulatory cofactor NHE-RF1-like. The record is from RefSeq and is a predicted model, not a curated record. Gene Ontology annotation, biological process: protein localization to plasma membrane. Gene Ontology annotation, molecular function: protein-membrane adaptor activity; signaling receptor binding. Lineage: Eukaryota; Metazoa; Chordata; Actinopteri; Perciformes; Sebastidae. The transcript is spliced from 6 exons. Gene Ontology annotation, cellular component: apical plasma membrane. Bases 414 to 1613 code for a protein of 399 amino acids.